UUACCGCAGUUAGUUCCAUACUUCGACCGUUUAUAUAAUGUAAUAGAAGUAAUUUAUACUAACUGUUACUCUAAAGUUAACAUAUCAACAAGAACAGCUACAGACAGUAACAAUGGUACUUUAGGUACUUUAGAACCUAAAGUACUUAAAGCAAUUACUGAGAAAACAGUUGAUAGAACGAGAUACAAUUGCUUCUAUCAAUCUUAUCAUUGA
Mycotypha africana is the source of this 213-nucleotide messenger RNA. RefSeq lists its product as uncharacterized. NCBI's taxonomy places the organism in Eukaryota, Fungi, Mucoromycota, Mucoromycetes, Mucorales, Mycotyphaceae. The annotation marks the transcript as partial. The record is from RefSeq and is a predicted model, not a curated record. The transcript has a single exon.